Molecule: messenger RNA, 786 nt
Organism: Lichtheimia ornata
Lineage: Eukaryota; Fungi; Mucoromycota; Mucoromycetes; Mucorales; Lichtheimiaceae
Exons: 7
Coding region: 1-786 (261 amino acids)
Biological process (GO): autophagosome assembly; autophagy
Cellular component (GO): phagophore assembly site
Source: RefSeq, a predicted model, not a curated record
AUGACAACCAAUGCUCAGGAAUUCAACAUUGAAAUGACCUCUGUCCCAAAAGAACACGUCAAGGACGUCCUUCGAGCGCUCUUACAUUCAAUCUUCUUCCAUCGGCUACUUGUAAACGUUGCUCCCCGAGAACUGCGUUUUCUGGAUACAACAGUGGCAACGACUGAUAAUCGAGAAGUGGAUCAUCUUAUCGAACAACGAGCUACGGAGUUUUUCCAAACCAUUUCCUCGAACAAUGCAAGGCAGGGCAAGAUAGCCGUAUUAUUCUAUGAACAACGAGAUAAGAAGAUUUGGUAUCCAUUCUCCAAGGCCAAGGAGCUUGUGUGUUGGGAACGAUGGGCUAUCACUAUCAAUUUGGCGCAGCCGCAAUCGGAUUUAGAACGGCAACGAUCGCUGCGGUCUGUGGAACAUCAAUUAUCACAAUGCCUAUUGGAUAUACUGCGCUGUGCCAACGAUCAUAAGGAGCAUAUCCCAUCGAUCAAGACCAUAGAAGGCAAUCCCUUCCCAUAUCACAUAGCUAUACUUACUCAAUCCGAAUCCUGGGGUGCAAUGAUAAGACGAUUAUUGGUGACAGAUGCUCCUGCGACAACAGGCACAGAGACUGAAACAGCAAACGCAUCUGUAUCACCCACCAUCGGUCCAAGUCAUCAACGAGGUGGAGGUGGUGCAACUCACUUUGGUGGUGGUGAGGGUAUGGCUCGACCUGUACCUGGAAGCAGCAACAGUGGCGGCAAUACGAGUGGUCACCAAAGUCCAUCAUCAAGAAGUCCAAGGAGAUUUGAGUGA